Panicum virgatum (switchgrass) is the source of this 1848-nucleotide messenger RNA. Its product is annotated as transcription factor JAMYB-like. The record is from RefSeq and is a predicted model, not a curated record. Gene Ontology annotation, cellular component: nucleus. The coding region runs from base 313 to 1245 and encodes 310 amino acids. The transcript is spliced from 2 exons. Gene Ontology annotation, biological process: regulation of DNA-templated transcription. NCBI's taxonomy places the organism in Eukaryota, Viridiplantae, Streptophyta, Magnoliopsida, Poales, Poaceae. Gene Ontology annotation, molecular function: DNA-binding transcription factor activity; sequence-specific DNA binding.
UCCACAUCCACAGUUGCGGCGUGCUCCCUGCCUCACAUGCUGCUGCUGCUUUCCAAGUCCACGGCACAAGCCAACCCAACCAAACAAACCCAUCGGCGACUCAUCUCUCUCAUCUAUAAAAGGCUCUCCCGCCCUUUUCACCACAAUCGAUCCGGCCUCCAAACAGCUCUUCUUCCAUACUCCAAACUGCUGAUAGGAAGCUUGAAGCUGCCACUUGGUUGUCCUGCUUCUGCUUGCUGCCAGAUUAUUGGCGAGCUAGUAGCCACCUGAAGGCUAGCUGAAGCUUAAUUAUUAGCUGAUCGAUUGGUAAAGAUGGCGGCGCGUGAUCGGCGAGAGAUGAGCAGCGACGAGGAGUCGGCGGCGGUGGCGCCGCCGGGGGACCUCCGGCGCGGGCCGUGGACGGUGGAGGAGGACCUGGUGCUGGUGAACUACAUCACGGCGCACGGCGAGGGACGCUGGAACGCGCUGGCACGAUGCGCGGGGCUUCGCCGGACGGGCAAGAGCUGCCGGCUGCGGUGGCUCAACUACCUGCGCCCCGACCUCCGGCGCGGCAACAUGACGGCGCAGGAGCAGCUGCUGAUCCUGGAGCUGCACUCGCGGUGGGGCAACCGGUGGUCCAAGAUCGCGCAGCACCUGCCGGGGAGGACGGACAACGAGAUCAAGAACUACUGGCGCACGCGGGUGCACAAGCACGCCAGGCAGCUCAACUGCGACGUCAACAGCCAGCAAUUCAAGGACCUCAUCAGAUACCUCUGGAUGCCGCGCCUGCUAGAGCGCAUCACCAGCAGCUCCGCCGGGGACGACGGCCACCGUGGCGCUGCCGCUGCGGCGUCGGCGUGGCCCGUCGACGACGUCGAGCUGUCCUGCACCACCGCCGCGUCUUCGUCGUCCUCCGUGUCGACGCCGACGGACGGCACGCAGCAGCAGCAGCAGCAGCAGGUACAGCUGCAGCAGCUCGUGUCGCCCAGCGGCAACGACGGAUCCUCCUCCUAUUCCUACAGCAACAACAGCAGCAGCAUGUGGGACACCUUGUACCAGCCAGAGCCACCACAAACAGCAGACUACCACCACCCGACGACGGCCGCCGAGGCUGCAGCUUGCAGCAGCUGGUCCGACGACUACGAGUCGCUGCUGGCCCCGGGUCUCUCUCUCCCCGGCGACAUGGGGAUGGGGUUGCCGGAGCUCGGCGACACCAUGAUGUGGGGCGCCGACGACCUGUGGUACACGCACAUAAUGGGCUUGUGAAAGCAAGCUAAGUCCGCCGCCGCUUGGAUUUGAUUUCAUUUGAUUUGGCCGUACCUAUCUAGUAUGCAUCAUGUAGCCCGGCCGGCCGGUGCAGACGAUGAGACCACCUAGCUGCUUCAAACAUCUAUCUCACACGCCCGUACAGCUAGGAAACGUACUCAAGAUCGACGACGACGGGCUAGAGGAAGGGGAAGGUUAUUAUUGGGGGGCCGGGCUUUGGUUUGAAGAUUAAAAAAAGAUCACCUUCAUUCCACUUUACCCGCCAAUAAUUUGUUCCCCAGUUCUUGCCCAUCACAUUUAUAUCCGCUCUGUGCGUCUCUCUCUUAUAUUAUACUGUACACACCUGAUGUGCUGCUUUCUACUUAGCUAGUAUGGAGUAGCACGCAGUAGCGCACGAAGCUAGCUUGCCAUGAGGUUAACUACACUAGUACUAGCUAGUAGCUUGGUUGUUUUUACUUUUCAUUAGUUACUACUCCCUUAAUUCUUUGUGCGUAAAUACGGAGUGGUUACGUUGUUGGUUUGUAACUUUGUGUCAUGUAUGAUGAUCUUGGAAGAAGCCGAUGGAAAUAAAAGGUUGAAAUGGCCCCUGGGGCGUUGUUGAUC